Molecule: messenger RNA, 943 nt
Organism: Cimex lectularius (bed bug)
Lineage: Eukaryota; Metazoa; Arthropoda; Insecta; Hemiptera; Cimicidae
Product: mannose-P-dolichol utilization defect 1 protein homolog
Exons: 5
Coding region: 165-920 (251 amino acids)
Biological process (GO): oligosaccharide biosynthetic process
Source: RefSeq, a predicted model, not a curated record
UAUACGUGUAACCUUCGCCAUUGUAGUAUAUGAAAAAUUGAUUUGUAAGAGUUGGUCUUGGAGUUGGAAUCUAAUGGGCUGAACCUUUCAAGGUUACACGGAACCAAAAUUGACAGAGCCUUGGUAGCAACGAAGCGCUAAGCAGACCUAUUCACUUUAGACUCAUGAGCGCUGGCACGUCGUCCGCAAUGGGCGAGACUUCACUUGCUAAAAGUCUUUUGCUCAAUUUUAUGCCAGAAAAAUGCUACAACGAGUUUUUCUACAAUUACAACUUUUUCAACGUAUUUUGCCUGAAAGCGUUAAUAAGCAAAUGCCUAGGCUUGGCUAUUAUAGGAGGAUCUCUGAUGGUUAAAGUUCCUCAAAUAGUAAAAAUAUGGGCCAACCAAAGCGCUGAAGGGGUGAGUUUUACCAACGUCCUCACCGAUCUUUAUGCGAUAACUUCUGGAAGCAGUUAUGCCUUUGUGCAGAAAUUUCCUUUUAGUGCAUAUGGCGAAGGGCUAUUUUUAGGACUGCAAACUGUAACGAUAGCUGUACUAGUGUUGCAUUUCAAUGUAUCGAGCAAUUUAGCGGCGGUAUUCACUGCGCUGUAUGCCGUAGUUAUAUAUGUACUCACAAGUGGCCUAACGCCUGUAUCCUUUCUAUGGAAUUUGCAAGCAGUUAGUGUGCCCAUUAUGUUUUUUGGAAAGCUCACUCAAGCAUAUACGAACUACAAGAACGGCGGUACAGGGCAAUUAUCAGCUGCUACUUGCGUCAUGCUACUUUUUGGCAAUGUGGCAAGGAUAUUCACGUCAAUACAAGAGACCGGGGAUAUGAUAAUCAUCGUGACAUAUCUUCUGGCCACCAUUGGGAAUGGGAUCAUUGUCGGCCAGUUCAUCUUCUAUAGGAAAGGACCGGUUGAAAGGAAGAAAAAGAAGCAGUAAAGUAAUAAGUAGGAAAAAAAAAA